AUGACACGACAAUCGACGGAGCUGGAAUCUCCAGCACCAAAUCUCGACAUGGCCAACCCGACGAAGGGAAUAGCUCCUAUCGCGAAGGCUGCAGAGUCACCUUUAAAAGAGCCUCGAGUAUGGAAUACAAAGAAUCUGGGUCUGCGGUUGGCAACAGACUUUGUUUCUGGUGCUGGCGCAGCUUCAAUGGUUGCACCCCUCAUUACAGUCAUUGAUAAGGCUAUAAUGCAGAAUGCCUCGGGGCAGGCAUCUCUCAAGAAUUCUCUGAAAGAUUCGUUCAAGACCUUCUUGCUGCGACCGCAUAACCUUAUCUUCUCGAAGCCUUUCGCCCUCAUCUGCAUGCUCUACGGCGGGACAUACGUCACUGCAAAUACCCUCGAUACUCUGACUGCGACUACCAAAAACAAACCUGCCUCGCUUGUCACAGGUGGAACUGCAAAGUUCGCAGCUUCUUCGACAGCUAAUGUUGGGCUCUGCUUGAUCAAGGACUCGACGUUUGCAAAGAUGUUUGGCUCUGGCGGACCGCCCAGACCUGUUCCUCUACCUUCCUACGCCCUCUUCGCAUUCCGCGACUGCCUCACAAUCUUUGCGUCGUUCAAUAUACCGCCUCUUCUUGGGCCGGUAUUGACCAGGAACAUGAACAAGGAGUUGGAAAAGAGGGUGAGCGGAAUGACAGUUGCACAAUUUGUUGCGCCGGCUGGGAUCCAGAUCCUCAGCACACCUAUGCACUUGCUAGGACUAGAUUUGUACAACAGAGGAGACAAGCUCUCUUUGGGAGACAGAUGGCAGAUUGUUAAGAAGAACUGGGCUAUCAGUGCCGUUGCGAGAAUAUGCCGUAUUGUCCCAGCUUUUGGCAUUGGCGGAGUUGUCAACAGGAAAUUCCGGAAACACGUCAUGGACAAGUUAGAUUAA
Messenger RNA from Cadophora gregata, 912 nucleotides. RefSeq lists its product as uncharacterized. The coding region runs from base 1 to 912 and encodes 303 amino acids. Lineage: Eukaryota; Fungi; Ascomycota; Leotiomycetes; Helotiales; Ploettnerulaceae. The record is from RefSeq and is a predicted model, not a curated record. The transcript has 2 exons. Gene Ontology annotation, cellular component: mitochondrion.